GAAUAGUGCGUGUGGAGACGUUACGUAAUAAGGUCAACAGAUACAUUGCAUGCAAUGAUCUUGUAUACCGGGCCUCCUAAAGGUCAUGAAGAGUUCAGUUCACUGGUCAUGUACAUGGAGAGAUCCUGCGUGUCCCGAGAUAAUUUGAUUCAAUCGAAACCAUGGGCCUAGUAUACAGCUCAGCAUGCCGAGUUUCAGAAAACUGGCUCUCCUAUGGAAUAAGAGUACGGUAGGGACCACUAGAAAUAUCUUCAAUGUUGACAGUGGCUAUCGCAUGCAAGAUGACCAAGUUUUGAACCACUUUCCAAACCAUUAUGAGCUGACACGCAAGGACUUGAUGGUGAAGAAUAUUAAACGUUAUCGGAAAGAUCUUGAGAAGGAAGGGAGCCCCCUGGCUGAGAAGGAUGAACAGGGCAAAUACAUGCACUUAGACUUCAUCCCAGUCACUUUCUUACUGCCGGCUGACUAUAACCUGUUUGUUGAAGAGUUUAGGAAGAAUCCGUCUAGUACCUGGAUCAUGAAGCCUACGGGAAAAGCACGUGGAAUAGGCAUCUUUCUAAUCAACAAACUAUCUCAAAUCAAGAAAUGGUCAAGGGAUAGCAAGACUUCAUCGUUCCAAGCUCCUUCUGCGAAGGAUGCCUAUGUGAUCUCAAAGUACAUUGAUAACCCGCUACUGAUUGGAGGAAAAAAGUUUGAUCUGCGAAUCUACGUCCUAGUCACAUCAUACAGACCUCUUAAAUGUUAUUUAUACCGACAAGGUUUCUGUCGUUUUUGUACCGUCAAAUACAGCGCUAACGUGAAUGAGCUUGAUAACAUGUUUAUUCAUCUGACCAACGUAUCAAUUCAGAAAUUUGGGGACGAGUAUAAUUCUCACCACGGUGGCAAGUGGACGGUUCAGAACCUGAGGCUUCACUUAGAAGGUACCAGAGGGAAAGAGGUGACUGAUAAAUUGUUUGAUGAGAUGAACUGGCAGGUUGUGCAUUCACUAAGAGCUGUCUCUAGUGUAAUGGCCAAUGAUCGACACUGUUUUGAGUGCUACGGCUAUGACAUCAUCAUUGAUGACAACUUGAAGCCAUGGCUUAUCGAAGUGAAUGCAUCUCCAUCGUUGACAUCGACGACAGCAAACGACCGGAUCAUGAAAUACAAUCUCAUCAAUGACACUAUCAACAUCGUUAUGCCAAAUGGAGAAGUGCCCGAUGUGAGAUGGAACAAGAUACCGCCUAAGGAAUGCUACGGACAUUAUGAUCUAUUGUAUGAUGAAGAUCUUGCCCAGCUUGACCUUACGGAGAGAGAGGUCAAAGGUCGUCCAGGUGUGUCAACAUUAUUUGGGGCCAGAGGCCGUGACUCAAAAUCGAGAACGACGACGUGGAAAUGAAAUUACUCAAAACCUUAGCUUUUGUAUGAGAACGCUUUCAGAUUUUAUCUUAGGAUUUAUCCUGGUGGUCAAUGACUGAUCUAAUUGUGACAUGUUAGGAUUGUCUCCCAGAUGUGACACAAACUCGAGAACAACAACAACAUGGGAAUGAUUUCACUCAAAACUUAAGUUUUGGUAUUGAAAGACUGUAGGAAUCUAUCUGUAGGAAAUGUCCUGGUGGUCAAUGACUGAUCUACAUGUAACUGUGAUAUGUUAGAUUUUCUCCCAGAUGUUAUGCCGCAAACUCAAGAACGCCACCAUGGGAAUGAUGUCAUGAAGUUCUGGGGAGCAUUUAAUCAAUAUUUUCGUCUGACAAACAUUGUCAGAUCUAACAACUUUCUUUGAUUCUGAUUGGCUGAGACUCUUGACUCUUAAACCAAGGGUCGGCGGUUCAAAUCCCACCCGGCACUAAUGUCAUUUGGCAAGGCACUUAUCCACAUUUGUCACUCUCCCCCAGGUGUAAAAUGGGUACCCAGUAGGAUGUGAAUGUCAAUGUGAUUAGAUUGGCAUGUGUGGACCGACAAACGGUUGCCUGGCCAGGAUACUCCCUGGGGAGUGGAGAUGGUGCAAUUUAUGGUGUGGAACAGUGAUGGAUUCUACUUCUGGGGUUACAGAGAUGCCAACCGUUACGGAUUCGCCGUAUUUGUUCCGAUUUUAUUCCUCCAAUUACGGUGUUACGGCAACAAUAAAAAGGUUACGGAAAAAACAACUACAAUACAUGUGUAUUGUGUAUUGCUUUGCUGUGCGUGUGUAUAUAUGCGUGUAUUGUGUAUUGUGCAUGUAUAUGCGUGUAUUGUGUAUACAUGUAUCGUGCAUGCAGCGUGUGUGUGGCCAACGGUAAACCAACGGGAGUUUCUCUACUGAGAUUUCUAUUGCAAGCGCCUCCGCGCUGCUGCUGAAUACACAGCGAAGUGCGGAGUGCAAGCCACGGUUCAUGCAUGCACAAUGUCAAUGGCGAUUGACUGUACACAUACAUGUACAUGUAAUCAUUGGGUGGUUGAGCGUAUAAACGAUGCUACUUCGCGGGAUGUUCCUGAGAAACUCCCAUUUGUUCCUGACAAAUAUGGUAAAUAUUCCUGACAACCAUCCCUUUAGGUUGGCAUCUCUGGGGUUAUAAUAGUUACAAUGUAAAGCACUUAGAAACCAAUGUAUAAGGCUCUAUAUAAAUAUAACUAUUACAAUUUUAUUAUUAAACUAUCUGACUUGUCAAUACAAUUUGUCAUUAGUACAAGUCAUCGGCAAAUUCGCCAGUUCAAAUCAGGACUUGAAAAUUUUUGGCACAACCAUCCUCUGAAGUACAGACCUUACCAAAAAUAAGAAAAAUCAACAAGGGGCACAUAAGCAUAUUGCUUUACGUCUCAACAUCCAAGUAUUAAAGUAAAUAAAGGGCAGAUCAUGUGUCUGCUAGAUACGCUUAAUUAAUUUCUGUAUUAUUCUUGAAAAACUCGCCAUUGAAAUUAUCAUAAAAGAACACCCACGAUGUGUGUUAUUGUUUAAAGGAAACCAAAUCCCAAGAAGAGAAGCAAUCUUUUUGGAACGAGUAAAAUGAGAGGAACUAUUUAAAUUCAGUUUCGACAAAAUAGGUUUUGAAAUAUGCAAGUUAUGGACGUUUAAAAAGUCUUGUACUUUCUAUGGGGAUCCUCAAAUUCGCCGUCUUGCUUCAGAAUGGCAGAUUCUGUGCACAACUCUCCAUUUGUUUUGUACACAAAUUUUCAGAUUUUCCCCAAUAUCUUUCAAAUGGCAUCUUGCCUCCUAAUGAGCAUAAUAUAUGUCAUGGGAAAAAUAUAAUUCACACCACAUAUGUCGAGGUCAGGUGGAGAUAAUGUGAAAUAUGUAACAUAAAGUGGGAAAAUCUGAAAAUUUGUGUACAAAACAAAUGGAGGGUUGUCCACAAAAUCAACCAUUUUAAAGCAUGUUUGCCAAUUUGAGUAUCCCCUUAGAAAGUACAUGUACAACAAGUCUUUUCAAACUUCCAUAACACGCUUUAUGACCGACUUCGAUGGAACAAGUUUUUAUUUUAUUCUUUAUGAUAAGAUGGAUUCUUUCCUUGUAUUUUGGUUUCCUUUAAUUGCUCAGCAUUAGCCAUUACAAUGCAAACCACAAUGUAAACCGGCAGUUUAAUUCUACCUAUUCAGUCAGUAGGCAAGCCCUCAAAUAGUAGCUUCUUUUAUCCAAGUGAUAUUCAUAUUCCACGCAAAUUCCAAUGUUCCCCACACUGGGCCUCAGCAAGGUCACACCCACCAUGUUACCCACGCCUGUAGUUUUGAAAACCUAAUUCAGCCAAUCAGAACUCUAGAUUUUAUGCUACUGAAUUUCAGAAAUCUCCUCUUGCAUCUUGAUGGGAAAAGCUGGCUGCCGACCCAUCUAAAAGGUGUCACAUAUCAAGAGUCACAUUGUAUGAAAGUAGAGAGUUUGAGCUUUCUGAUGACAUAAAUAAUGUUUUUGCCUUUAAAAAAAAAUUGCAAGAGAAUAUAGAGAAAGAAAACUCUGAGGCAUCUUUUCAGGCCUGGAAUUCACUUAUCAUAUUUUAUUCAAAAGAAAUAAACAAUAUAAAAGAGUAACGUUUACUCUUUCCCAUUAACAGAGGGGCUUGCAGACUGACUGUAUUGUUUCAAACAUAAAUGUUAGGAAUGUGCAACCGUGCAGAAAUGCAAAGAAAGCCGUCUGAAUAUUGACUCACUUGUGGUACUUGCAUAGUCUUGCAAUAAUAGUGGUUGAAUACCCAUGUGGGCGAGUCAUGGUCUAGUGGUCAAGUCUCUCGUUGUUCAAUCCGAGAUGCGUGGGUUCGAUUCCCAGCCAUGUCGUCUUUUCCUUCAGCAUGAAAUUUACCCACAUUGUGCUGCACUCGACCCAGGCGAGGUAAAUGGGGACCGCCAGGAAGUAUAAUUCCUCCGUCAAAAAGCUGCGCACUGGAAUUGGUAGACUAGCUUAGCCGGGGUAAUAUAGGAGCGCCUUGAGCACCUACCAAGGUAGAUACGUGUGCUAUAUACAAAUACCUUAUACUAUUUAUUUGUAAUAGUGAAGUCGCACUGCAGUUUGGUCCUAUGUUGCGUUUUAAGGUGAUUUCAUUUAAAAGUAUGUACCCCCUUUUAUUUAAAAUAAAAAAAAUUAUUUUUAUCCACUGUGUGCCUCGCAUGCAGGCAUUGAUAUCAUUAUCAAGCAUACCGAGAACAAUCCCAACCCAGAUUACUGAUGUAUUUAGAAAUCUUUUGUACGGAAUACAGGUUUCCCUCUUUCAAUCUACCCCUUUUUAAAAGGUUUCGUUUGUUUGGUUUCUUUAAAAAAAAGCAAGUUAUUUCAUACAAUCCACUCUUUACAAAGUGAGAAAUUACACUGAAAUCUCUUGUUAUUCUUUCAAUUUUGCUUAAAUAUAUAUUUAUGUUAAAAAUGUUCAUUAUGUUAAAAUGCAUCAUAAAACUUUAGUCUACUUACUCCAAAUCUCUUCCCUUUCUUCGUCCUUUGUAUACAUUUCUCUCUGUAUCCCUUUCCUAUAUUGUGCAUUUUUUAAAUAUGUACAUUUGUUUUACUGUUUAUCUGUUUUUAUACUGAAAUUUUUCUCUGGACAAAUGAAUGCAAUUCAGUCGUUGGCUGCUAAUUGAAUGUUAUCAUAAUAAAUACAAUUUAUCUAUCUAUGAUAGAUCAGUUGGUAGAGUCACCAGGGAUUGAUCCCCACAUAAGGUGGUUUCAGACCGCCUCGAAGUUCGUCAGUUCCAGGUAUUCUCUGAUCGGGAAAUUUACCCCGAUCAGAAAAUACCAGGUAUUUUGGUAAUGUGAAAGCAAACUACGCGUACCUUCCCCGAAAGAAAAUACCCGCUAAAUAGUAGGUACUUGGCGAAAUUACGAGAACUUUCGCGGGGAUUUUUCCAAGGUCGCAGGUAUUUUGACAAUGUGAAAGCAAUUUACGGGAACUUUUAGCCCAGCGUGUCGUUGGGCACGGGCGCCGUGGGUGGCUGCUGGGCUAGUGGUUUUGAAUCUCGCGCCUUGCCUGCUUAUUAGACCAUACUGCGCAUGCUCCUAACUUCAGAAAUUUAUCCCGAAGGGUAUGUUUCGGGGCGGUGUGAAUGCAGGAAUAAUUAAUGGGUAUUUUUUAGCCUAAAAAUGUUCUUGUAAUUUAACGGGGAUCCUUGUGAUCGAGGCAGUUUGAAACCACCUAUAGUGCGCUAUUGCCUUUUGGUAAAGGUAUCUUAUCCUUAUUUAUUACUGGCACCAUGUCACUCAGAGACAGGGUGGAAAACAGAUUUUUAUUUUUAGGGGCUAUUUUUCUUUUUCCUUAGAGAAUGUUCCAUUCAUCAAAUAAAGAAUAUGCCUUAUGUAUAUUACUGAAAUGGAA
This is a messenger RNA of Lytechinus pictus (painted urchin), 5744 nucleotides long. Its product is annotated as polyglutamylase complex subunit TTLL1-like. The record is from RefSeq and is a predicted model, not a curated record. The transcript is spliced from 13 exons. Lineage: Eukaryota; Metazoa; Echinodermata; Echinoidea; Temnopleuroida; Toxopneustidae. Bases 185 to 1375 code for a protein of 396 amino acids. Gene Ontology annotation, molecular function: metal ion binding; ATP binding; tubulin-glutamic acid ligase activity. Gene Ontology annotation, biological process: microtubule cytoskeleton organization; protein polyglutamylation. Gene Ontology annotation, cellular component: cilium.